Messenger RNA from Patella vulgata (common limpet), 1134 nucleotides. Its product is annotated as E3 ubiquitin-protein ligase TRIM37. Gene Ontology annotation, molecular function: ubiquitin protein ligase activity; ubiquitin protein ligase binding; tumor necrosis factor receptor binding. Bases 100 to 1134 code for a protein of 344 amino acids. Gene Ontology annotation, cellular component: aggresome; peroxisome. The transcript is spliced from 10 exons. The record is from RefSeq and is a predicted model, not a curated record. Gene Ontology annotation, biological process: negative regulation of centriole replication; protein autoubiquitination. Lineage: Eukaryota; Metazoa; Mollusca; Gastropoda; Patellidae.
UGUUUCCUGUUUGGACAAGGCAAGAAAAAAAAAAGUCUGUUGGAAUUUCGAUCCAGACCUUAUAUUUAUGGGGUUCUGAAAAAUUAUUAGCUCAUAAAAAUGGCGUCUGGAGUUGACAAACGAACGGAAGAAAACACAGUCGAGAGUCUGGCUGAAGUUUUCCGAUGUUUUAUUUGCAUGGAAAAACUGAGAGAUGCUCGUCUGUGUCCUCAUUGUUCAAAACUCUGCUGUUUCACCUGCAUCAUGAGAUGGUUAACAGAGGAAAGAUCUCAAUGCCCUCAUUGCAGGGCUUCCUUACAUCUUCAUGAAUUAGUAAACUGUCGAUGGGCUGAAGAAGUGACACAACAACUUGAUACGUUACAGCAGUUUGCUCCUGCUCCUCCAGUUGAUGUUACCAAUGAUAGUAAUCAUUGUGAAGAACAUCGAGAGAAAUUAAGUGUUUAUUGUUUAACGUGUAAAGAAUGUAUCUGUCAUCAAUGUGCCUUGUGGGGAGGAACGCACUCUGGUCAUACUUUUAAACCAUUAGACGGUGUUUAUGAAGAACAUGCUAAAAAACUAUCAGAUGAAUUAAACCAAGUUAAAAGACGCCAUAUUGAAUUGAUUAGUUUAGUACAAGAUGUGGAACAUAAUAUAGAAAGUGUUAAAAAUGGUAAAGAUGAGAGAGUGAGAGAAAUACGCAAUGCUGUUGAAUUGAUGAUUGCACGACUUGAAUCUCAAAUGAAGAGUAAACUAUUAACAUUGAUGGGUCAAAGGUCAAGAUUGAGUCAUGAAACGGAAGUACUAGAAACAAUCAUCCAGCGGGCUAAUAUAGAUUUAAAUACGCGCAGUAAAAGUCAUCUCAUACAACAGUUUAAAGAAUUAAUGGACAUUUUUCGUCAAGUUCAUAGAGGACAAAGAUCAUCUUUCGUUACUACUCCAGUCCAAGCAGACUUCAACAGUGAAAUAGUUCCCCUGUAUGAUACCAGUAUGUUUGAAAUGAAGAAUUUUAGUUUAUUACGUCAACGAGCAGAUCCAGUUUAUAGUCCUCCAUUAAAUGUUUCGGGUCUAGCAUGGAGGUUAAAAGUUUAUCCUGAUGGUAAUGGUGUUGUUCUAUAUAUUACGUUAUUUUUUAUCAUAUUAUUUAUAGGAUGGUAA